AAUGCAUUUUUCUAUAUUUUGCUGGUUUCUCAGAGAAUAAUUCAUGGAUCUUGAUGUUUAGGGGACGAGGAAGUAUGAGUGCAUCUGAUUUGGAAGAGAUAAAUGUGGUUUCAUAAGGGGACGUAUUGAGUGCUGUUUUAGUUGGUAAUCGAGUCAUUAUCUACCAUAAGCUAUAUGUAGUCACAUCUGUAAGUUUACCAACAGGAUAACUCCAUGUUAGUUUAUGUUAACAUAAUCCUGGCUCUUCCUAAACCCUCUACCAGUAACCAGCCUGUGUCAGUUCAGGACAGCUUUUCUCCUCCUCUUUCUUUCUUAAAGGACACAUGAGGACAGGACACACAGAUUGUAAUCCCUAUACAUUGGGGCGCAGAGUGUUUCUAAUAUAAAAACCACAGUGAAAACUGUCAUCCAGAUGUUCAUCUGUUCUCCAGUUAAUGAGCCAACGCUGUCUGCACCUCUGUCUUUCAACCAUCAGCUCUUCUUCUCAAAGCGUUGACAUCUCGUCUUGAAAAAUCGACCAUCUCCUUAUGGAUCUGUUUUUUUCAGAAAGACAUCUCAAACAUGCGGACGGAUAAAUGUUUAGAGGUGAAUCAUGGGUGAGGGAGUCAUGAGUCAGACGUGCAGGGUGAUGUUAUUGUCUUAUGCUCGGUACCACCAGGGAAGACGAUGCGGUGGUCUGCACAUGUGACUUCAGUUCUCCUCAGGUGGCGUGAAAACAACUGGUCUCUCAAAGCAGAACCGUCGUAUGUGGUUCUUGCAUUGAGUGCUCGAGUUUAAGAAGUAAACUUAAACAUUACACCGAGAAAAGGCUGUUGAAACAACGGACCUCCCACACUAUACGAUAUGAAGAUCCCGCAGCUCAGUGUUGAUGCCAACAUGGGCCGCUGGGUCUUGUACACACUCUCAGCAGACUGCAGUGACACACUCUGAUUUCCCCGAAGAGCCCAGUGAGGGUUUACACCCACCAUGUUUAAAGUGAGAUUACAAUGAGCGUCUCUAGAAAAUUAUGGAAAAUAAUGGUGUUUAAAUUGAGGCCUUACUCAGAUGUCCCUCAACAUACGUAUACACACCAUAAUGAUGUAAUAUUUACUCUGCAAUUUCCCGAGUAUGUUUUCCUCAACUGGAUAUUUGCACUACAUAAACACAUCCUGAUUGCUCUCACUAAUUAUCUUCCCUACCUGUUUUCACGAGGUUUAGUAUUCACUCAAAAACCCAACAGAACUCGUCUGUUGUUAAACAGGUGUCGAUGCAGGCGAGUUUGUUUGAGUUCAACCCAUCCGUCAUUAAAAAAGAAAUCCUUAUUUAAUUUUUCUGUUUUUGGUUUUCUAGGACAGUGUAUUUGCUUUAUGAGUGUGUUUGUGAGGCUUUUUUUAUGUCUGCGUGUGUGUGCGUUUUUGUAGAGACGGUCAUCUGGCUUUAAAAAAGUACCACAGUUCAUGGUGCUUUUCCAUCCUCAGAGCUGUAUAAUCAUGGAGAAAACACUGUUGUGUGUGUCUGGAGAUCCUCAGCUGAGGUGCUGUGGAAACCUCCUAAUAUGGGUCAUCAUCAACUGAUCUAUGAACAGUUCUGUUAAACCAUGGGGCCCCACAGAGAGCUACGGUACUUGGGCGGCUGUGGCUAAGGAGGUAAAGAUACCAGUUCAAUCCCCGGCUCCUCCAGUCCACAUUCAAAAGUGUCCUUGGACAAUUUGAUGCAUGCAGCUUGAAUUUAAGGGACCUGUUGGGCCUUGGCAGAGGGAUGUGCUCUACUUUCUCAUUAGUCUCCUGGAGCACGCCACACUGCAUUUCACCACACAAAUACAUUGUGAAGCACGUGUGACAAAUUAACUGUUGAAUGGAUCCUUGAGUUCCUUUCGGGUAACAGAGCAACAAGUGGCCGAAAAGUCAGACAGUUACAUUAAGGGUUUGCUUUUAAUUGUUUUUUUUUUUGCUUUAAUUGUCUACUCAAGGAAUCUUGAUGAAAGAAAGAAUUCCAUCUAUACCCAGUAAAUCAGUCAUGGAAAGACUGAUGGAUUAUGAGAUACAUUUUCAUUGACCUGAAAUGCAUCUGAUAUCUCCAGUUCUCCAUGUGCUACAUGCCAAACUAAGAGAGGGUGUGAAUUUUCAGGUGCAGGAGAAAAUAAUAAAUGUCAGUUCCCGUGUGUGUGUGUGUGUGUGUGUGUGUGUAAGUGCGUGUGUGUGUAAGUGCGUGUGUGGUUUCGCAGCUAAUGUAAACGGACCAGAAUUGGCACAAUCAGGCCAAUGUUUGUGUGUGUGUGUCAGUGGGAGUGUAUCAGAGAGAAAAUCAUAUAAAAGACAUCAGGGGCUGUCUUGUGUUAAAUACCCAUCCUUCAGUUUGUGUCUCGGUGUGUCAGCUGGUUCCUCUGCUCUCUGUGCUGCAAAGUUUUAGUUUUUUAUCUCCGCUCUCCUCCAUCAUGCUGUUUCGAGCUCUGCUCCAGACGUCGCUGGUUCUCUGGUUGGCUCAGCAAACUCUGCAAGGCGGGGUUAAACCUCAGAGUGUAUCCUGGGACAGAGUGCUGCCAGCCAGAGGUGUCGGCGUUGGAGUUAGACCAGGAGUUGCAGGAGCCCUUGGAGCUCUGGGGAAUCGUUAUGGCAACAAAGCGAUGAAGGCUGGAAUUGGACGUUAUCCUGGGGCUCAGCUCAGUCUUGGGGGUUACAGAUCUCUUGGAGUAGGAGGAAGAGCAGGCCUGAGGCAAGGUGGAUAUGGAGCCCAGGGAGCCUAUGGUGCCAACCUGGGCACAGGAACGGGAAUGGGGACUGGACUUACUAACGGACUGGGACUGGGCUUGGGCCAGGGAGGGAAACGAGUUUAUGGUGCUGGCCACGGAACUCUGCCAGGAUAUGGGGCUAUGGCUGGCAUGGGCUAUCCUGGAGCCCGACCAGGAAUUGGACUUGGGUAUCCCACUGGACAGAGGACUGAGGAACAAAUACCCGGUGUGUCUGCAGCAGAUUUGGGUGGACCAGAGCUGGCCAGUCUGGGCCAAGCUAUGCAAGAUCUGAUGAGAGAAAAGGGCAGAGUACUUGCUCUCUUGAAGGGGAAAGGAGACAAAGGUCUUGUUCCUGAAACACCAGUCGGAGGUGGCAGUAUUCUUGGUCCUACUGCACCCGAGUUACUGGCAGGAGGAGUCCACAGCCUCGAACCGUUAGUAAAGUCAUCAAAUCUUGGAUCUACAAACCCUUUUGAUAAACCGAGUAAAAAUCUUGGUCUUGCUGCUUCACAAGCACAAGGAAGAGACAGUCAUGAGCCUACAGUCUUGAAAAGAAAGAUCACCACAGGCCAUGGAGUCACACUGGCAGCUGGAGGAGUAAGACAGCAGCUGCCUCUGAAUCAAGACAACACCAGAAACCCGAUCUCCGCCUCCUCUCAGGCACAGAGUGCUGGAGACUACGAUUUAUUGAUUCAACAAAAUCAGCGAGCCCCAAACUGUGGAUCCACUCGUGAUUUGUCAGAGGUAUCAGAAAUCAAUCACCGUGAGAUUUUGGGAUCAGAAAGGACUCAAGGUUUUUUGCCUCAGCUUCACUUUGGUAAAGGCAACAAACAUCUUGGACAUGCAGCUCCACAAGCACAAAGAGAGAAAGCCUAUCCACUGCCUCAAGAUCUCCCAGGUUAUAUCGGCGGAGCGGGAAACUACCUGGGAGCAAACCUGGGCCCUGGAGGCUACGGAGCAGGUUUGGGGCAGGGAGCAUACCUGGGUGGUGCGGCUGGCAAACAUGCAGCUGCCGCUGCACUCGGACAGGGUGGGUAUCCUCAAGGUGUUCCAGGCUAUGGUGACGGAGCAACCGGGCUGCUGGGUGCUGCUGGAAAUGGCUACGGUGGAGACGCUGCAAAAGCUUUGGCUGCAGCAGGUUACGGUAAUGGUUACAGCGACGGUUACGGAGCUGGGCUCGGUUACCCAGCACACUUAGCUGAUGGGGCUGAGAACAAAGCAGGGAAGAAUAAAGCCCUCAGCACAGGAGGCUACGCCGGGCAGCCCCAAGGAGCAUAUGGAGCAGGAGCUGCUCAGGUUCCUUAUGGGAACGCUCCAGUGAUUCCUGCUGGACUGGAAGGUGAAGGGGGGUAUCCGUACGGCGCUCAGUCGCUCAGCCUCAGCGCUGAAGGUGCUAAAACCGCAAACAAAUAUGGAGCUGCUGCAGGAUACGGAGCUCAGCAAACAGGUUAUGGUGCACAGCUGGGAGCGGCUCAAGGUGCUUUGGGAGAGCAGGCUGGCAAAUAUGGUGGAGUUAACGGUGCCCUUGGAAAUGGAUACAAAGGCUAAUUCAAAUGACCUGAACCUCUUCAAGUGGAUAAUUUCCCUGAUGUGUUCACUGUAAUCUGUUCUAAAAGCCUUUUGUGUGUGUGUUUCGGUCCAUUUUGUCCUGUCCUGUUGUCAGUUUUGUCCUUGUUUUAUUCUCCUCGUCUUUUCUCUGUAAGGGGACAUUUGUUACCCGUGUCUGUCUCCCUGGUCCAGAACCUUCAGUGCCCUACCUGUCUCAUUCUGUCAAUGAUGAAAAAAAUGGUGGUGAACAUAAACAAGAAAUUUGUGGCAAUGUUUUGAGAUAAUUGUUAAGAUGAAUGUUUUAAUCCAAUAAAUUAUAUGUCCAGUGAUGCUGAUUUGAAGCUUCUGAGUCAAAACAUUU
Hippoglossus stenolepis (Pacific halibut) is the source of this 4616-nucleotide messenger RNA. RefSeq names its product glycine-rich cell wall structural protein 1.0. Bases 2414 to 4255 code for a protein of 613 amino acids. The record is from RefSeq and is a predicted model, not a curated record. The transcript is spliced from 25 exons. Lineage: Eukaryota; Metazoa; Chordata; Actinopteri; Pleuronectiformes; Pleuronectidae.